Hordeum vulgare subsp. vulgare (domesticated barley) is the source of this 1740-nucleotide messenger RNA. Its product is annotated as heavy metal-associated isoprenylated plant protein 6-like. Gene Ontology annotation, molecular function: metal ion binding. The coding region runs from base 191 to 1462 and encodes 423 amino acids. The record is from RefSeq and is a predicted model, not a curated record. The transcript has 4 exons. NCBI's taxonomy places the organism in Eukaryota, Viridiplantae, Streptophyta, Magnoliopsida, Poales, Poaceae.
CCGCGCCGCACUGCCGUUUUGUUUCGUCUCGUUCCGCUUGGCUUGGCUUGGCUUUCCCUCGCCCGCUCCGCCGUCAAACACCCGCGCUCUCGCUCUCGCCCACACGUGUAGGAGACCAGCACAAGAGGGAGGAAGAGCCCAGAGACAGCCGGAGAGAGCCACAGAGCGUAGCUUAGCCUCGUCGGUUUCUAUGGGGGCGGGGAAGGAGGCUCCCGGCGGCGGCGGCGUCGAGGGCGCCGCCGAGCCGCCGCCGGUCGUGCUCAGGAUGGAGUUGCAUUGCGCCGGCUGCGCCAAGAAGGUCCGCAAGAGCAUCAGGGGCAUGCCUGGUGUGCAGUCGGUGGUGGCCGACGCGGCGGCGAACAGGGUCGUGGUGGCGGGGACGGCCGACGCGGCCGCGCUCAAGGCGCGGAUCGAGUCCCGGACCAAGAAGCCCGUCGAGAUCGUCUCCUCCGGCGCCGGCCCCGGCCCGGCCAAGCCCCCCGCAGCAGCCCCCGCCCCCGCCGGGGCCGAGAAGAGCAGCCCCGACAAGGAGGGCGACAAGGAGAAUCCCGACAAGGGCGGCGGCGGAGCCGACAAGGGGGAUAAGGCCGGCGCCUCCAAGCCGCAGCCGCCCAAAGAGGAGGAAGACGCGGCCAAGAAGCAACCGCCCACCCACGCCGAGGAGAAGAAGCCCGCCGCGGAGCUCCAGGAGUCCACGGUGCUGCUCCGGAUCCGCCUCCACUGCGACGGCUGUGCCGACCGCAUCAGACGCCGAAUCUACAAAAUCAAAGGGGUCAAGGAAGUGGUGCUGGAGGGCAAUGCCAAGGACGAGGUGAAGGUCACGGGCACCAUGGACGUCGCCGCCAUGGUGGCCUACCUCACCGAGAAGCUCAACCGCGCCGUCGAGGCCGUCGCGCCCGGCAACAAGGACAAGGGCGGCGGCGACGAGAAGAAGGACAACAAAAGCGCCAGCGACGGCGAGAAGAAGAUGGACAAAGCGGCGGGCGGCGACCACGUCGUCAUGAGCCAGGACAAGGGGAAAGGCAUCGAGGUGGCGGGCCCGUCCAUGGCAUCCGCCGCAGCAUCCAUGGCGCCCGCGCCCGUCCAGGCGAGGACGCACCACGUCUCGCCGUACGGCCAAGUCCCGUACCUGCAGCCGCAGGGCCCCCCGCCCAGCUACUACAGCCCCUACGGCGGCAAUGCCGACGGCGCGGGGUACACCGGCGCCGGCGGGUACUACCAACAACAACAGCAUCCCGGCGGCUACUACCAACAACAACAGCACCCCGGCGGCUACUACCAGCAGCAGCACCCGGGCGCCGACGCCGGCGGGUACUACCAGCAGCCACGAGAGGCCGGCGGGUACUACCAGCAGGAUAAUCCCAACCCCCAGGGGGCGUACCCGCCGCCCUACCACUUCGACACGGCGCCGCCCCCGCAGAUGUUCAGCGACGAGAACCCCAACUCGUGCUCCGUCAUGUGACGUGACUUGACCCGCCGCCCGAGAAACUUUCUUCAUCAGCGCCGACGACGACGGCCGGCCGGCCGGGAGAGAAGAACAAUGCUGACGUAGCAGCCGACAGCGACGAGGCUCCGCUGUACAACUAUAGCUUAGCUUAGCCCUAGCAGUCACGCGGAUCGGGGGCAGCCGUCCAUGCACCGAUGCGUGCCUCGGAUCAAAUUUUGGUUUCCCCUGCCGCCCCGAUCGACCAUUGUUUUCCCCCACGAGCUCCAUUGGUUAAUUAAUUAAUUUGAAUUUAA